Sardina pilchardus (European sardine) is the source of this 555-nucleotide messenger RNA. RefSeq names its product otospiralin (gene otos). Bases 41 to 310 code for a protein of 89 amino acids. The transcript has 4 exons. NCBI's taxonomy places the organism in Eukaryota, Metazoa, Chordata, Actinopteri, Clupeiformes, Clupeidae. Gene Ontology annotation, biological process: sensory perception of sound. The record is from RefSeq and is a predicted model, not a curated record.
GCACACCAGAAGUGGAAAGUGGAGUUUGUGAACAGGGAAAAUGAAGUGUUUUUUCCAAAUGUGUGUUUUGUUUCUCUUUUUCAUGAUGAACCAUUUCAGUGGUGCCAGAUACAUUCCUGAAGGAGUUCCUUAUGAUGAGCCCCCAGCAGUUCCAUACUGGCCCUACUCUACGACUGAUUUUUGGAACUACAUAGAGUACUUCCGCAGCAUUGGUGCCUAUAAUCACAUCAACGAAAUGGCUCGGGCAUUUUAUGCCCAUCAACACCUUGGAGACACCUUAGGCUAUGAGGUGCCAGAACUGCCAGAGUAGAGGCAUUAUGCAUGGGCAGACAUAAUUUGGUCAACAAGGUUCAAGAGGUGCAACUGAUACUAUGCAUUAAGUCUAAAUGGUAUUAUUGUCAUAUAUGAGUAGCCUACGUCAUCAACUAUUUUCUCAAGUGUAUACAAUAAAUGUUAGUAGCCUAAAUAGAUUAUUCUAAUUUCUUUACCACCCUAAUUGUGGUGGCAUAUGUAAAUCUGUGUUGUCAGAUCAUUGUACUGUAUAGCCUACUAAUA